AUGUUAAAUCCAUCUACGUCAAUAUUAUGUCACUUUGGUGGCCGAACAACGGGAUCACAAAUACGUUGCGAAUUUUCCCUUCGACGUUCAAAGUGUACUCUCGAUUUCUUCGACGCUACUUAUGAUAUCCAUGAUGUCACACAAACAGGCGAACCUCUUCACAAAAUAUCAUCCAACGGUGAAUGGACGAUACAAAACGUGAGCAUCAACUACACACUCGUCGAACAAGCAAAUCCCGAAGAACACCAGUUUCCCGUUGUUGGG
Mesorhabditis belari is the source of this 264-nucleotide messenger RNA. NCBI's taxonomy places the organism in Eukaryota, Metazoa, Nematoda, Chromadorea, Rhabditida, Rhabditidae. The record is from the annotation of a GenBank genome assembly.